This is a messenger RNA of Solanum verrucosum, 1240 nucleotides long. RefSeq lists its product as uncharacterized. The record is from RefSeq and is a predicted model, not a curated record. Bases 85 to 981 code for a protein of 298 amino acids. NCBI's taxonomy places the organism in Eukaryota, Viridiplantae, Streptophyta, Magnoliopsida, Solanales, Solanaceae. The transcript has 10 exons.
UCCAAACAUCGGUAAGUGUUAGUAGAAUUGGAAAUUGUGGUGGGUAUUGAAGAAAAUGCUGAAUGAUGAAGUAGUGGUACAUCCAUGAAAGGUAUAUCUUUCUCACAAGCAUUAUCAGCCUUUGAAUUCACAUACAUCGGCUGUGCUACAUGUAACGGCUACAUCAAACCCACAAUUGUUGCUAAGAAGACCAACAAUUCCCAUACACCCUCUUCUAAGGAUACUGAUACGCCUCCUCCAAGGAUUACAUCAAACUUGAAGCAGAAUUUGCAGUUCCUAAAAUUAUGGAAGGAGUUCCAAAAGAGAAAAUCCAGUACUCCAAAGCCUGCUACUAGUUAUCGUAAGAAGAAGGUGGAGAAGGAAGAACUGCCAGACAAUGAAGAGAUCUACCGGGAUCCUACAUUGGCACUAUACUAUACAAAUCAGGUAUUGGAUACUGCUGUUCCCGUCUUGCUUGUUGAUGGAUAUAAUGUGUGUGGAUAUUGGCCAAAGUUGAAGAAGCAUUUUAUGAAUGGAAGCCUUGACAUUGCUCGUCAAAAACUCAUUGAUGAACUUGUAUCAUUCAGUUUGCUAAGAGAGGUGAAAGUGGUGGUUGUAUUUGAUGCUAUGAUGUCUGGAAUGGCUACACACAAGGAAGACUUUGAGGGCGUUGAUAUAGUAUAUUCAAGUGAAACAUGUGCUGAUGCAUGGAUUGAGAAGGAGGUGGUCGCUUUAAGGCAGGAUGGGUGUCCAAAAGUAUGGGUUGUCACAUCUGAUCAUAAUCAGCAGCAUGCAGCCUAUGGAGCAGGGGCUUUUGUUUGGAGCUGCAAGGCCUUAAUCUCUGAGAUUAAAGCUUCACACAAGGAGGUUGAGAGAAUGCUGCGGGAACAUAGAUCUACUUCUAUGCAAGGUAAAUUGUUAAAGCACAACCUCGGUGCAGAAGUUGUGGAUGCUCUGAAGGACCUCAGGGACCAGCUUUCUCAAAAUGAGACGCGCAGAUGAUAAGUCUCACGAGAGACUAUGUCAGAGACCGAAGCAGAAUUUUAAGUCAAUGGAUGCGAAGUUCUAACUGCCCUAAUAACUUUAUGACUUUAUAUUUGGAUGUGUGUUAUAGACACAUAUAAACCAAAUGUUUCAACCACAUGUGUGCAUCUUGGGCUGAUGCUGCCUUCAACAUUCAUCCGCAUCUGGGUUAUUCCUUGUGCCAACAUCAUGGAGAUGCAUACAUUUUUUGAAACUACUGUUGAGUAUUUACAAGUUA